UGUGUCUUGUCAUUCGGUUGUCAGUGAUCACUGAGCAGUCACUCAAAAGACUAACUCAAUUGCCCCCCCCAGAAUGAUCUGCUUGAUCCGAAGAUGGGGCCGACGUGGGGCCGGCCCAGGCCGCACACUCCGGCUAACGGGCGCCAUUUCAGUCGGACAGGCCUAAGCAGUGGGCUGAUCCCUUGGAGCUGACCUGGUAUCGCCCAUCGGCUGGCCCGCGGCUCUGGGCCUGAGAGCGAGCAUGGCCCAGCGCACACCCACCCGUAUACCGGCCCACCAGGCCGGCCAGCCACGCCCCCAUCGCUCUCACACGCCAGACGGUCUGACCCAGACUGCUACCACCACCAAUACGAAUAAUAACACUCUCCAAGAUCUGAGCGGCAAGUCCGUCCCAGGCCCCAGACCAUCUUGCCCAUCAGCCCCGUGGCCUUCGCCGCACCAUCCGACCCAUCCAGCCCAUCCGGGCCAUGCGGCUCAUCCGGGCCAGCCCCCACCUCGAGAGGCGGCCCGUGUUACCGUGGAGACCCCUGCCGUCCGCCACUCGACCGGGCGUGAGUGCCUAGGCUCUGACGGGCAUGCCCAUGCCACCCGUGCAGCGUCCGUCGGGGCCGAUUGGGCCGGCUCAGGCCUGGAAUCGCCCCGGCUGCACGUGAAUGCGGAGACGGGUCAUUGGGAGGUGUCCAUCGGACACAUGCGUUAUGGCGUUAUUCCCGGCUCCGCCGCUGAACGGGACCUGCUGCGAGGCCAGUCCAACUUGGCCACCCCCGUCGCCCCGCCUCUCACCAAGACCGCUGAGCCCGAAUCGCCGCCCCUCAGGAGUCCCACGCCAAAUAACGUGGCCUCGGCCCACCCGGGGCUCGACCAGUGCGGACCCGUCUCGGGGUCUGGGUCCCUGGCCAACCGGAUUAUCGAGCAGCGUCUGGGCUUGCAUUCCCAUUUUGGCGGGCGGGUGCGUAUGUCCGCGUCUGGGCCACCCUUGGCCGGCGGAACUUCGGAUGGUUUCGAGUCCUCCGUCAUUCACACGCUGGCGCGCGAAAUGGGUGUGUUCAAGAAGCCGCACGUACCCGCCCGAUUUCAAGCCAGUCCCGAGGAACUCCGACGGAUUGUGCAGAAUAUCGAGGCCGUGUUUGAAGACGGAAGCGCCCCCCCGUCCCCACCCUCGACCACUCAUCGCCCGCCCAAGCGGAGUUUGAGUCCAGUGUGGGUCCCCGUUGUGGCUCAAAAGCGCCCAGCCACCUUCCAAGACUCGUCCACGGAGACGCUGUCUUGGGACGAGGAUGUUCGAGGCUUUCAUUGCCGAUUGUGUCCCUCUUUCAGUCCGGAUCAGCGGGCCUUCUACUUCCAUUUAAAAACCCACUACGAAGAUCAGUCCGAUGUCGACGAGCCGGCCGAGGAGCCGCCCGAAGAGCCCGAUCGGUCUCAGCCACAACGGGAAGAGGGGCUGAAUGCUUCCGUGGCCCACAUCCCCCGGACAUUGACAUCGAAGCAGUCCCCCAAAGACACCGCCGAGAGCGCCACUAAACACAGUCCCGAGGAGUCGCUGUUUGAUUGUCGUGAAUGUCAAAAGGAUUUCCGUACCAAAGGCGCCUUGCGCGUGCACGCCAGGAUCCACAAAGAUGAGCGCCCCUAUCCGUGCGACAGAUGCGCCAAGUCCUUCCGGCAAAUCAGCGACUUAAACUAUCACCGCCAAUCUCUUCAUUCUCGGCAUAAAUCGUUCGCCUGCGACUUUUGCCACAAGACAUUUUCCCGUAAAUACUCGCUCACUCUGCACCGCCGGAUUCACACCAAAGAAUGCCAUCAUAUCUGCGACGUGUGCCAAAAGGCGUUUCGAGCCGCCAUCUACUUGACCGUGCACAAGCGAUCUCACACAGACGAGAGGCCCUACGAAUGUGAGGUUUGUUCGAAAGCAUUCCGGACUCGAGCCGACAUGACUCGCCAUCUCUCCAAAGUUCAUCACAGCAUUAACAAAGCAUCGAGCCAAUCGCGGCGUUCGACACUGAUCGCCACGUGAGCCUUCAUCGCAGAGUCACACACAGAUCCACUCAGUUGUUAUUAUUAUAUAUUAAGUAUAUUGCCAUAUGAAAUCCAAUAUUAAGUUAUUAGUGGA
Messenger RNA from Tigriopus californicus, 2107 nucleotides. Its product is annotated as zinc finger protein 397-like. Lineage: Eukaryota; Metazoa; Arthropoda; Copepoda; Harpacticoida; Harpacticidae. The transcript is spliced from 5 exons. The record is from RefSeq and is a predicted model, not a curated record. The coding region runs from base 242 to 2011 and encodes 589 amino acids.